AUCACAAGUGGUCAAGUCGCUGUAGCUAUUCUCUCCAGUGUCCUAUGAUAAGUUCUACGCAACACUGCUGAAAGUCAUUACGAGGGGUUGUGGGCUACGUUGUAUGAUGACUGGUCGUGACACCACAACCAGCGUUGCAGCCAAGGGCUUCUUUGAAAUGGAGUGGAGAGCAACUUGCCAGCGCAGGCAGGCCAUGAUUCUUUCUGGAAGCAGUGAUAGUGCUCUGUGUGAACUUUUUCCUCUACAGUGUGCCAUAACGGGUGCAAAUUACCUCAGCAUUCAGUCACUAAACAAGCAACUUGGUACAACUAGCUCACAAAAUUAUGGAUGUCGUCGCUACUGGCAUAUCCAUCACGUGUGAGCACCAUAUCAGGGAUGUGGCAGUAUCAGUUGUGCAGAAGACUCAGAGGCCACAUGGAUGCAGUGGCAGUACCAACCAGUUUAUUAUACAAAUGUUAUGAUCGGUAGCGGUCAUGUCACCACCAGUUCCAAAGUUGUGUCGUGCUAUCGGUUUGCUGAUUUGCACUACCUCAAGACAUAUCAACCGCCUGAUGGAUAUCCUAAUGAUGCUUUGGCACUGAGAGCGAAGUGUGCAGCCAUUGUUGAAUGGGAAACAAGAGGAGAGACACAAGAUGCAACAUCACCCCUGCUACGGGAAAGCAUAAUUUUUCAUACAUGGGUGCAGCAUGACUUCACCUUACCAACCAACACAGGGGGGCUCCAGCGGUCCCAUGCUGUCACCUCCACAGGGCCCAUCUUUUCCUGGCCUCUCUGGAGGACCUCCGCAAGGUGGACAACCGAGGGACCUGAACACAGCCAUGAUGUGCCGCAUAGGUCAGGAAACUGUGCAGGAGAUUGUCUCCAAGACCAUUGAACUCUUCCAGACCCUCAAAGCACUUCAGCCUCCAACAGGUACUGGACUGGCCAGUCAGGAGGAACGUCGCCUGAAGAUCCAAGAGACCUUACGCAAUGUGGGAAUUCUAUUCAAGCGUCUUCGUCGAGUAUAUGACAUCUGCAAUGAUAGUUGCCCUGGCAUGGAGUAUGCACACAUUGAGCCUGACGUGGCCCUCCAGAGCUUAGUGCCCAUGAAGGAUGAGCAAGAAGGUAAAACUGACGACCGCCGGGGCUCUGAAGCCUUACGUGUCCUCCUUGAAGAGAGAACCCGUCUCACAGAGGUCCCUUCAAAGCUGCAUAGGCUGCAAAUACUCUAUGCAUCAUUGAGCCCACAUCUCACUGCAACAGCAGACCAGUGCAAUAUGACCUCGAAUUCUACAGUAGAAAAACCAAGAGCUGUUGGAACGUUACUGGAGGUGGCUGCUAUCUGCUGUGGCAAAAGGCAACAAUGGAAGGCUCCUCAAGUGGUCAAUAUGCACACCUCAUUCACAAACCAUAUGGGCAAUGAGGUGCUUAUGCUCCCAGAAAGUACGGGACCACCGACGCCUCCUCACAGUCUACAGUGCACCAACCCGUAGAAAUAGGACAUGUUGUCACUUGUGACGUAGUAGUAGCCUGACAUAGUUCAUCUUGGACAGUCAGCCUUACCAGAGCACGAAGAUCCGUGGCCUGGUGUGUAGCAUAGGGGGGCACUAAGGGGGGGUCUGCUCCAUGUGUCGGGUGACAAAGUUUUGAAUGCGUCUUUGUGCAUAUACAAGGCAAAGGCUGGU
Ornithodoros turicata is the source of this 1664-nucleotide messenger RNA. RefSeq names its product mediator of RNA polymerase II transcription subunit 30-like (gene MED30). The record is from RefSeq and is a predicted model, not a curated record. Gene Ontology annotation, molecular function: transcription coregulator activity. The transcript is spliced from 5 exons. The coding region runs from base 687 to 1472 and encodes 261 amino acids. Gene Ontology annotation, cellular component: mediator complex. NCBI's taxonomy places the organism in Eukaryota, Metazoa, Arthropoda, Arachnida, Ixodida, Argasidae. Gene Ontology annotation, biological process: positive regulation of DNA-templated transcription.